AUGCUGAUGUUUGGUGAAACGGAGAAAUCAAAAUUGUUUAACCUGCUCAUUCGAAAGAGUCAAAUCUGAGUGAGUCAUGUUGGACACCAAUUCCUUGGGCUUAACCUUAAUGUAUGGUGAUUAUUCAGAUCAUGUUUCAGUAUGCAACAUUUUCUAGGUUACAGCGAGGGGCAGUGGUCAGCAGUUAUAGCUUGUAUAUUUCUAGAUGCUUCUCUUUAAUGAAUCACACAAAUUAUAACGUUGUCCUGGUAGAACGAAUCAAGUCAGAGAGUCAUUUUGGACAGGAGUACUUUAGGCUCAAGAGUUAACUACUCUCCCAGAUGUGUUUCACAAUGGCUUCCUGCUCUUGUGGUGCUCACUCACUGUAAUAGCUGUCCUACUUGGGUUUUGAAGGACUCCUGUGUGGAAUGUUGGAAUCAUGGAUAUUUCAUUCCCUUGAGGAAUUUGGAUACAUGGAAAAGGCAUUGAAUUCAGCCUCAGACAUAUCAGUUGCAUGAUUGAAGAUGACGUUAAAAUCUUUUUAGCUUAUGUUUUGAAUGAUGAGUUAUGAGCUUUGCUCCUAAACUACAUAUUUUAGGCCUCUGGUCAUCUCCUGAUGUAGCAGGGGACUCUUCUGACCAUCAUAACUCUGUUGUUUCUGCCUUUCUGGGGGGGAAAAGGGGGUCAGUGUAAUCAGGAAUGUGUUUUUUGGGGUUUUUUUAUGCUUGCUGCUCCAUGCCUGGAACUUUUGGGUCAUGUCACUGCCCUCCCAUACCUGAUUCUCUUGAUUCUUCUUCAAGAGGUGCCAGUUGUGUGGCAGGGUGUAACGCUGGAAGAGUUGUAGAAACAAGUCCUGGCCCACAAAAAUGUUGAAUUACAGGGCACCAGCUGUGAGUGUCAGCAUGUCACAACUGGCCUCAACUUUGUGUUGUUGGUGCCAAAUGGAUGUGCUCUUCUAGUUCUACCUUGCUGUAAUUUGGUGCCCGUGUAUAGUGUAGGAGAAUAACUGUGUGUGUGUGAGGACACUAGGGGUGGCUACCACUCGUAUAACCUUCCACCAUGCAUGCUGUGCAAGUUGGAGUUUUACCAUUGCCAGUACACUACCUGCAGCUAUUUACAUUGCUUUUAGGUAUUUAAAACAAACAGCUUAAGUUCAACAUAUACACAUGGACUCACACCUUUACUUUUUAUUUGACUGUGUACUAAACAGCCUUCAUGUCACUUUUUUUUUUUUUUUUGGCACCAAAGUAAUCAGCCUGCAUUGUAGUAAGCUAAGCCUUACAGUCUGUCAUCCAGCCAUGCAUUUAUUCUGACAUGCAGUUACAUGCCUUGGGAGGUGAAGGCAUUCCUGUUUCUGUAGUAUUGUACAGCCUGGCACGAGUUUAAAAGCUGACAAGUGAAGGAACACAGCUGAAGUGUAUUUGUUGAGAAAAGGCUUAAGAAUAGCUGUGUUUGUGGUGGGUGGAGAGGGUGGACAUGAUGUAUGGUGUUUGUUACACAAGCAGUUCAAAUAAGCCCAGCCAGUGUUUGCUAAGGUUUUCAGUUGACUAGGUCAUUCUGAAUGUCGUGCAAAUCUAAGCCACUGACCCGUGUUAUGUUCUUAAAACGUCUCACUUGGACUUUAUGUGCAGCUUGGUUGAGCUGGGGAAUUUGCAGUUCACAUGGACCCGUGUUUUCCUGUUCCUUUCUUUCAGUUUGUCAGCACACUCUUUCAAAUGAGCUGGCUAUUUUCAACUUAUUUUAGUAGAUAGGUGCUAAGCCACAUUGUUCAGAAGGUACUUUAAAAAAAAAAAAAAAAAAAAACCCAGCAAAUGGCAGAGUCAAAGGGCCAUUAUACACCAUGCUUUUACUACCUCUCAAGGAGUUUCUUCACACGUUUUAUAGCUGGCUAGGCUGGAGAAUAGAGGGUCAAAAAAGCUUUUGUUCAGAAAUUAACCCCCAAUCAUCUAAUUUCAUGAAGCCUAAAAAGAAAAUUAUUUUGUACAAAUUAAACCAGUCUCCAAAGUCUAGUGCCUUCGUAUUGCCUCCCAUGUAGGCAAGGCCACAGGAAAAGCCAAAGCCUAUUUAAUAUACAUGCCAAGACACAUUCAAGGAGGAAACUUUUCAAGAUACUCCACUUGGGCAUUGUGUGAAUGCAGUGCCAUUCAACCUUCUCACAGUAUGGUGGUGGCUCCAUCUAGUGUCCUGCAUUUUACUGACGACCAGAGUGCUGUAGCAGAGGCAUCAUGAGUUGGAGUUUCCUGACGCGUCUUCUGGAGGAGAUCUCCAACCACUCGACGUUUGUGGGCAAGCUAUGGCUUACGCUGCUUAUUGUGUUUCGGCUCGUACUGACUGUGGUGGGUGGCGAGUCAAUAUACUAUGAUGAACAGAGCAAGUUUGUAUGCAAUACGCAUCAACCUGGUUGUGAAAAUGUGUGCUACGAUGCGUUCGCACCACUCUCGCACGUAAGGUUCUGGGUUUUCCAAAUCAUCAUGAUCACCACACCCACCAUUAUGUACCUUGGCUUUGCCAUGCACAAAAUUGCACGCAUGGAGGAUAACGAUUACGAGUCAUGUAGUGGGCGUAAACGCAUGCCUCUGGUGAACCGGAGCGCCAACCGUGACUACGAGGAGGCUGAGGACAAUGGCGAGGAGGACCCCAUGAUCUCUGAGGAGAUUGAGCCAGAAAAGGAAAAAGAAAAAGAAAAGGAGAAAGAAACGAGGAAGAAACAUGACGGACGGAGACGGAUCAAGCGUGACGGUCUGAUGAAGGUGUAUGUGAUGCAGCUUCUCUCACGUGUGGUUUUCGAGGUGGCCUUCCUGUUCGGCCAGUAUUUUCUGUACGGCGUUGAGGUGGCGCCAUCAUACGUGUGCACGCGCAGCCCAUGCCCACACACUGUGGAUUGCUUCGUGUCGCGCCCCACCGAGAAGACCAUUUUCCUGCUCAUCAUGUAUGCUGUGAGCGCCCUCUGCCUGCUGCUCACCGUGCUUGAGAUCUUGCACCUUGGUUUCAGUGGCAUCCGUGAUGCAUUCCACAGCCGUGCACGGCGCCAACAUCAUCAACUAGCUUUGACCAACCAGAGGUCCUUGGUCUGCCAAAGUCACAUGCCCUCAGCGCCCCCUGGCUACCACACAGCUCUGAAGAAGGAUUCUGGCAAGGCGGGCGCAAGACGUGAAUACAACCUUGGUGACUUAGGCCAUGAGUCUCUGGGCAAUGAGGUGUCCUCACGGGAGCUGGACCGCCUGCGGCGGCACCUGAAGCUAGCACAGCAGCACCUGGACCUGGCAUACCAGACUGAGGAGGGUAGCCUGGUGCGAAGCAGCAGCCCCGAGUCCAACAGCACAGCCGCCGAGCAGAACCGCCUCAACUUUGAGAAACAGGAGAAGCAAGCCAGUUCCUGUGAGAAAGGGAUCAGAGCUUGAGUCCUAGGCCAACAAUCUGCUUUUUUUUUCUUACCGAAACAACAUGGAGGAAGGAACACUAUGAAGAUGGACAUCUUGAGAUUUUGUGUGUGUGUGUGUGUGUGUGUGUGUGUGUGUGUGUGUGUGUGUGUGUGUGUGUGUUGAAUUUUUCGUAAGGCAAUAUGACACUGAGCACGCCGGUGAACAGUAAGAGCACCCUGUGCAGUAUUAUGGCAGGAUGGGGUGUCGGCUCCUGAACACAUCUCAGCAGCCUGUGAUACUUGAGGAGCGGUCUGCCUGACAUUCCAAAGUACCCAAGGGCAAAUAAAACCAUUUCUUUCUGUAGCUGAGCAGAUUUUGUUUGUGUCUCUGUCAUAGGAAAAGAUCUUCUGUAUGUUUAACGUGCUUCUUAAGAAGUGUCAAGGGUUGCAUCUCAAAAAUGCCUUAAGUUUUUAAACUGGAGUUUACAUAUUUCGUUGUCAUUCCAAAAAGCAAAGGAUGAGCCAGUGUUAAGUCACACUAUAAUUUUUUGGAUAGUUUAGGUACAUGUGUAGAAUAAAAAUAGGUUUUGUGUUUAAGUAGUGAUCUGUAAUUUAGUAAUUGCAUGUAUAUGUGAAUUGGUGUCAAAGGGCUUGUUACUGUCAAAGCUAGACUUUUUGUUACUCUUAAUUUUGUUCGUUUAGAUUUGUAGUUAUGGUGGGGAAGGUUGAUUCUUCCUCUAGGACAUACUGUAGGAUAUACCCAAGGACCUGUGCAUAAAGUUCCCAAAAACGCUGUUCUGGUCUUGGAUCAGGUUUAUAGACUCAACUUGAUUUUAUCAUUAAGGAAAAUUCUAGUUAGGCAUAUAUAGUACCUGUCAAAGGUUUUGACCCACCCAGUCCAGAAAGCAUUUUUUUUAUUAUUAUUAUUUAUUUUUUUUGAAUAGUGAAUACACCAAAACUGCUGGCUACCUCAUAUGGGUGGGGGGAAAAGCAAUGAACAAACCUUGUAUAGAACUUUUGAUAUUUAUUCAAAGUAGUCUUGAUAACAGCUUUGCUUAGCAGCUUCAUUAUAUAGCCACCUGUGCUGCUUUCCCAACUUAACCAUAUGAUGAGCACAUGCUUUCUGCCUUUUCUAAGCAUUAAAUAAAACAAAAUGUAGAAGGGGGGAAAAAAAAAACUUGCAGGAGCCAAUUAAAAUUCAUUUAAAGAUUCAUGCAUGGGCAGCAACAUAAUUACUUAUAUUUUCUUAAAAGUACGUUUAAACCAGAAGCUUUAUUAGCAUGAGAAAUGGGUGUGUCCAAGCUUUUGACCAGUAAUAAGGUGCAUCUGGGAGAAAUUUAGACUCCGUUAACCUGCAGAAUCCAAGCGGUCUUAAUCAGUAGGUAAUAACACUGAUGUAAGACAAGCACUCUUUGCCAUGUUUUGUGUUAGGCAUCCAAGUGGCCUCAGUUUCCACUGCUUUAAAUUUGUACAUCUGUUUUAGUUGUAUUUUAUAAACGUGAUGUUGCACAACAAACCCAGUCACAAACUUGUUUGAUGGUUUGUGUAUACUGGGCUCCACAUUCCAAAUUAACUUGAUCUGUAGCCUGUACUUUGACAGUAAUUCAUCUUGGGACACAGUGCCAUCAGCGAUGUGGGUUUGUACAUUUGAGUAAAUGCAGCUCUGUUGCUUGUAAUAAACUGGAAACUAGUGAUCGCCAUGCUGAAGUUCAGUCUCGGCGUUAGUUUCAGCUUUUGCUGUUCUGGAACAUUUAAAGCCACUUUUUAGUGCCUUUUGUCUGAAUAAUCAAAACAAUGAAAACCUGGAAAAUGCUUGAAUACUUGAACCAUAUUUGUUGACCUGCAAGGAAGCUUUUGAUAGUUUGGUUUUCCACCUCGUGUGUGUGAUGUGUAUAUGAGGAUUUUGUUGAAUGCCUCUUUCUGUGGAUGAAGUUGGCAAGGCUUCUCCAUGCCAUACAAAAAGUUCCGUUGUGUAUUUUUGUAUGGUGUUUUAUGUUUUUUUGUUUGUCUUUUUUAAAUAAUGAAUCUUUCGCUUAUUUCUCUUCACAAUGUCUUUUUUGGACCUGGUAUGGAUCUGUUUGAGUCUUGUGUGUUUGGUUUAAAAGUGUUUAGUACAUCAUAGUGUUUGGGGUUUUUUUUUCUUUUUCGUUAAAUCCGUCAUUUCAUGUGUUUUUAAACAAUCAUUGAUGUUGCUUUAUUAUUUAAAUUGAGUCAAACUGUUCCAAAUGCAUUUACAUGUUUAUAUGCCUGGUUUUCUUAAAGCACAAAGGUUAAUGUCCUUGUGCAAAACUAAGAGUUAAGCUUGGGAAACGAUCCAGUCCUUGGUAAAUGUGCCCUAUUGACUGGUGUUAAUCUAUUCUAGUCUGAAAGAGAUUGGCUUUGGGGAGUAUACUCUAAUCUAAGUAUAUUUCCAUGUUUACAAAUGUCACUUAGAGGGGAUGUCCUGAUUUAUUUUUGUUUUAAACAACAAGCCGCUUGUUUUAUCUGCGCAUUAGUGUUGAGUUUUUGCCGUCAUCUCAAGUGUCUGUUUUGGUGGCUUUUUUUUUUUGUUGUUUUUGUUUUUAUAAACUUUGUACUAUCUUUUUAUACCUUUUUUGUACCAAUAGUAUUUUUGUGCAAGUUAAAUACUGAAUAAAGCUUUGGAAAUAAAAUGCACCGUGUGUGUGUUGAUUCAUCAUUGUUAUUCAAUUUUCUACCCCACAACAAGGAUUGUAGAUAACUUACUAAUGGCAGGGGGAAAAAGGUUGAUUCAGUAUUUUGCAUGGCUUGAAGGGCUCUUGGCUUUCUAUGUUCUCUAUCUGAACUCUUCUCUAAUAGGAAAACACUUGAGGCUUUCUCCACAGUGACAAACCAUAGAAAUGGAUUACCACUAAGCAGUAGUGGCCAGUUUCAUUUAGAUGUAGUUGAGUUUACUGUUCCAGACAGGAUGUGCCGAACACAGUU
This is a messenger RNA of Ictalurus furcatus (blue catfish), 6283 nucleotides long. It is a transcript of the gene gjc4b, whose product is annotated as gap junction protein gamma 4b. Lineage: Eukaryota; Metazoa; Chordata; Actinopteri; Siluriformes; Ictaluridae. Gene Ontology annotation, biological process: cell communication. The record is from RefSeq and is a predicted model, not a curated record. Bases 2205 to 3380 code for a protein of 391 amino acids. Gene Ontology annotation, cellular component: connexin complex. The transcript is spliced from 3 exons.